UUUAAAAACGAUACAAUAUUACAGAUAACAAGUUAAUUAUCUUACAUAUCGGAAAAUAUUUAAUGGUGUACUUCUUGUUCACGAAAUUCAUGCUAAUAUUGGGUUUUUGAGCGAGCGCUAUGAGUUCUGACCUCACAAAGGGUGCCUUCGUAAAUUCGCUCUGGCUAUCUACUCCGCUUUCAGAGCACUCUCGCCCGAGUGUGCCUGAGCGCAGAAUAACUGAUGAAUUUACGACCAUACCAAAGGCAGUUAAGCGCCCAAGAUUAUACUCUUUGGCCCUUCUGGGUGAGUAGCUAUGUGGACCCACAAUUUCACAAAGACAAAGCGGGAGUGGUGUUAAAUGCAAGGAGGGAGAAAAUGCAACUGUUCCCAGAAACAGUGGACAUAUUGACUUCUCUACAUGGCCAAGGGAUCCAGAUUGGAGUGGCAUCACGCACAUGUGAGGUGGAUGGAGCCAAUCAGCUGUUGUCCCUCUUCAAUCUCAACCAAUACAUAUCCUUCAAGGAAAUAUACCCGGGGUCAAAGGUUCCUCACUUCAAAAAGCUCCAGACAGACAGUGGAUUCAAAUUCAGUGAGAUGAUGUUCUUUGAUGACGAACACAGGAACAUCACAGCAGUCAGUCGACUAGGUGUGCACUGUGUUCUGGUUCCUGAAGGAGUGACUAUGAAAUUAGUCAAUGAAGCGCUUCUGCAGUUCUCCCAGGGUGCAAAAUGAGGACUUGAGGACAGAGUUGAUGCAAUACAUACAGUGCCUUGCAAAAGUAUUCAUCGCCCUUGGCGUUUUUCCUAUUUUGUUGCGUUACAACCUGUAAUUUAAAUGGAUUUUUAUUUGGAUUUCAUGUAAUGGACAUACACAAAAUAGUCCAAAUUGGUGAAGUGAAAUUAAAAAAAUUACUUAUUUAAAAAAAAAUCUAAAAACAGAAAAGUGGUGAGUGCAUAUGUAUUCACCCCCUUUGUUAUGAAGCCUCUAAAUAAGAUCUGGUGCAACCAAUUACCUUCAGAAGUCACAUAAUUACUUAAAUAAAGUACCUGUGUGCAAGCUAAGUGUCACAUGAUCUGUCAAAUGAUCUCAGUAUAUAUACACCUUCUGAAAGGCCCCAGAGUCUGCAACACAACUAAGCAAGGGGCACCACCAAGUAAGUGGCACCAUGAAGACCAAGGAGAUCUCCAAACAGGUCAGGGACAAAGUUGUGGAGAAGUGCAGAUCAGGUUUGGGUUAUAAAAAAAAUAUCUGAAACUUUGAACAUCCCAUGGAACACCAUUAAAUCCAUGAUUAAAAAAUGUAAAGAAUAUGGCACCACAACAAACCUGCCAAGAGAGGGCCACCCACCAAAACUCACGGACCAAUCAGAGAGGCCACAAAGAGACCACAGAUAACCCUGAAGGAGCUGCAAAGCUCCACAGCUGAGAUUGGAGUAUCUGUCUAUAGGACCACUUUAAGCCGUACAUUCCACAGAGCUGGGCUUUACGGAAGUGUGACCAGAAAAAAAGCCAUUGCUUCAAGAAAGAAAUAAGCAAACACGUUUGGUGUUUGCCAAAAAGGCAUGUGGGAGACUCCCCAAACAUAUGGAAGAAGGUUCUCUGGUCAGAUGAGGCUAAAAUUGAGCUUUUUGGCCAUCAAGGAAAAUGCUAUGUCUGGCGCAAACCCAACACCUCUCAUCACCCCAAGAACAGCACAGCUGUGGUGGCAGCAUUAGGCUGUCGGGAUUUUUUUUCAUCGGCAGGGA
This is a messenger RNA of Salmo salar (Atlantic salmon), 1726 nucleotides long. RefSeq names its product magnesium dependent phosphatase 1 (gene mdp1). Lineage: Eukaryota; Metazoa; Chordata; Actinopteri; Salmoniformes; Salmonidae. Gene Ontology annotation, molecular function: acid phosphatase activity. The record is from RefSeq and is a predicted model, not a curated record.